AGGGACUCCGGGGAUGAUGGGGGCGCUGAAGGAGCAGACAGGGACUCCGGGGGCUAUAGGAGAACUUAGGGAAGAAGGCAGAGACCCCGGGGACUAUAGGGAAACUGAGGGAAGGGAACAGGGGCUCUGGGGACUAUAAAGGAACUUAGGGAAGGAGGCAGAGACUCCGAGGGCUACAGGAGAUCUGACAGAAGGGGACAGAGACUCCGAGGGCUAUAGGAGAACUGAGGGAAGAGGACAGGGACUCUGGGGACUCCAGGGGCGCUGAGCAGGGCAGACAGGGACUCCAGGGCUAACCUGACACCUGGCCGAAGGCAGAGCGGGGCGCCGGCGAUCCCGGCGCCGCAGGAGCAGGUGCGGGAUGGGGCAGAAGCCACUCACCGAUUCGGGCGCGUCCUCGGCCGGGAUAGCGCUCAGCUUCGGCCCUGGCAGGUCGCGGCCCCGCCCGGCGCCGCGCACUUUCGGUUUCCAGUCCCCGCAGCCCCUGGGCGGGGCGAGGAGCCGGGUGGGCGGCCCGGAGGAGGAGGAGGCCGCGCAGGACGAGGAGGCGGUGCCGCGGGCGCUAGCGAGAGGCCGGGCCGAGCUCGCCUGCGCCCCCGCCCUCGGGGCGGGCGGAAGGGCGGCGUCGCCUCAGCCCCCGCGGCGGCGGCUGGACUGGCGGCUCCCGCGGGCGCGGCUGAGGGGAGGGCGCGGCGGGGGGCGGGCUGACUGCGGCCCGGGCGGCCGCAGGUCUCGGCCGGCCCCGGAGCAGGGGGGACGCGGCGGGCGGCUCGUGCGUGCCAAGCGCGACAUGGCGCGGAGGCUGAGCAGCCCCGGAGGCCCAGUUGGCAUGAUCAAGCAAUACGGGAGAGGAGACGUCAACUUUGAGUCUCCAGGAAGAUGAGAAUAACGUCUACGGUCUUAACAUCUCUUAAGGUUUGCUGACAACCGAAUUAAAUGGAGGGUAAAUUCCGGAGUAAGAAAGGAUUGGCCUGAGGGAGCCAUGGAUGCCAGUGUGUCUGAUCUCUUGAAGAGAUUCCAGUGUCCUGAAACGGGCACUUCUCUGGACACAGACCACAGAUCAGCACUGUCUCCUGCUGGCCCCAUCCCACAAGGCUUUUAUAUAUUUGGCCCAAGGACUUUGCAUGAUCUUUUCAGGAGGUUUUUUUGUUCUUUUUUUUUUUUUUUUUUAAAGACUGGGGUGUGGUGUGGUGUGCACUGCUACUGGAAAUACUGAAUAGCAGAAACAUUUGGCCUCUUAAUCUGUAGAAAUAAAAGUCUGAUCAGGUA
Messenger RNA from Onychomys torridus (southern grasshopper mouse), 1269 nucleotides. RefSeq names its product translation initiation factor IF-2-like. NCBI's taxonomy places the organism in Eukaryota, Metazoa, Chordata, Mammalia, Rodentia, Cricetidae. The record is from RefSeq and is a predicted model, not a curated record. The transcript has 5 exons. The coding region runs from base 362 to 883 and encodes 173 amino acids.